Messenger RNA from Neocloeon triangulifer, 1649 nucleotides. RefSeq names its product sensory neuron membrane protein 2-like. The transcript is spliced from 9 exons. The coding region runs from base 42 to 1556 and encodes 504 amino acids. NCBI's taxonomy places the organism in Eukaryota, Metazoa, Arthropoda, Insecta, Ephemeroptera, Baetidae. Gene Ontology annotation, molecular function: scavenger receptor activity. The record is from RefSeq and is a predicted model, not a curated record. Gene Ontology annotation, cellular component: cytoplasm; membrane.
UUGUUUAAAGAGAUGGACACAGUCACCUACGCACCGCCAAUAUGUGCACCAAGCUGGUGAUCGCAGGCUCCGUGUCGGGCAUCGGCAUUGUCCUGGUGGCUCUGGGAGCAGGACUCGGAUGGGGUCUCUUUCCAGGGGUCAUCGAGAGUGAAAUCACUAAGAACUUGAUCCUCUCGAUGGGUAGUGCAUCUUACGAAAACUGGGUAAAACUGCCUCAGCCGAUGGAAUUUAAGGUUUACAUCAUGGAAGUGGAAAACCCUGAUGAAGUCCACGCAGGAGCCAAACCAAAAAUGAAAGAAACUGGGCCGUUUGUCUAUCUAGAGACCAAGGAAAAGGAGAACGUUGUGUUCAGCGAAGAUGGCGAGACGGUGGAGUUUGAGCAAAGGACCUUCUUUGCAUUCAGUCCUGAACUCUCCGGAGCCCUUUCGGAGAAUCAAGAAGUAACCGUGCUGAACGCCGCGCUCAUGGGCAUGAUGUUGACCCCUGAAGCGGACGACGCGGCCGGCAUCAGCAUCGGAUUAGCGGCCGGUUAUCAAUUCCUAUUUGACAAUCCGGAGACUGUGUUCACCACGGUCAAGGUCAGAGACCUUUUGUUCGACGGCGUCCUGGUCAGAUGCGACGACAGUAGCUCAGAUCUCUCGUGGGCAGCGGUGUGCUUCGGUCUGUCCACGCAAGAACUGCCACCGGCCCUUCGAUACGACCCUGAAUCCGGAAACUACUUUUACUCUUUCUUCAACCACAAAAAUGGAAAAACCGACGGCCACUUUAAGGUGUCGACGGGCAAGAGUGACAUUCUGAAAAUAGGAGAAAUCCUCGAGUGGGAAAACUCUGCCGUUCUCCCAUAUUGGUCCGGUCCUGAGUGCAACGUGAUCAGAGGCAGCGACGCAACAAUUUUCCCGCCCUUCAAAACCAGAGACACAAAGGUCUACGUCUUCACCACAGACUUGUGCAGGAGCAUUUAUCUGAGCUACGACAAGGACAUAGAUCAUGAGGGCAUUUACGGCUACCGUUAUGUCGUGGACGAAGACCAGCUCGGAAACGUGACAGACCAGCCUGACAAUUACUGCUUCUGCCCUCCCAACGGCGCCUGUUUGCACAGGGGAGCCAUGGAUCUCACCACUUGCUUUAACGGUCCUGUCAUUUUGACUCUGCCUCAUUUCUAUCAGGCACCUGAUUAUGAAAAAUUGGUCGAAGGCAUGAGGCCCAACAAAGAGGACCACCAAAUCUACCUGGACAUGGAAAUGAACUCUGGAGCGCCGUUGAGCGCUGGCCGCAGGGUCCAGUUCAACAUGAUGAUCAAACCGGUGAGACGCUUCGGCAUCACCAAAGACCUUCCUGUGGCCGUCGUUCCACUUCUGUGGGUCAACGAGGCGCUCACCCUGAAUGAGGAAAACACAAACAUGCUGAGGGAGGCCCUGAUUAACAACCUCAUCAUUGUGGACGGUGUCCGCUGGGGCUUAGUUGGCGCUGGGGCUGCUGCAUUUGUUGCCGGAGCAGCUUUGUUCUUCGUCUGGAGGGGAUCCAGCAAAAAGUCUGGCGGACGAAGGCACUCCUAAAUAACAACAAAUUUUUGAUACAUUUUGGAAUUCGAUUUAUUACAUAAUAUUUAACAAAAUGGCCAAAUAAUUAUUUAUCAAAAACCUUCUCUA